Aspergillus steynii IBT 23096 is the source of this 2187-nucleotide messenger RNA. RefSeq names its product tryptophan synthase beta chain. The coding region runs from base 92 to 2170 and encodes 692 amino acids. Gene Ontology annotation, molecular function: tryptophan synthase activity. NCBI's taxonomy places the organism in Eukaryota, Fungi, Ascomycota, Eurotiomycetes, Eurotiales, Aspergillaceae. Gene Ontology annotation, biological process: L-tryptophan biosynthetic process. The record is from RefSeq and is a predicted model, not a curated record. Gene Ontology annotation, cellular component: cytoplasm. The transcript is spliced from 3 exons.
GUCAAUAUCUCUGCCGGCGGUUUUCUCUCGUAUAAAAGCCCUGGAUUGCCGAUUUUCUCUCUUUCUGAAUUCCCCCAAUGAACAAUCCAUCAUGGAGCAUAUUAAAAAUACCUUUGCGCAGUGCAAGGCAGCAGGGCGCCCGGCCCUGGUGACGUAUGUCACGGCUGGGUAUCCCACGGCCCAUGAGACGGUGGACAUUAUGUUGGGCAUGGAGGCUGGGGGAGCUGAUAUUAUUGAACUCGGCCUCCCAUUCACAGACCCCAUUGCUGACGGUCCGACGAUUCAGAAAUCCAACCUGAAGGCGCUGGAUAAUGGGGUCACAGUCUCGUCAAUGCUGCAGAUGGUCAAAGAUGCACGGGCAAAUGGUCUGCAAACCCCUGUUCUGUUCAUGGGCUACUAUAACCCCAUCCUGAGGUAUGGGGAGGCCAAGCUCCUCCGCGAUUGCCGCGACGCUGGCGUGAGUGGUUUCAUUAUUGUUGAUUUACCACCUGAAGAGGCGGUUCGGUUUCGGAAUAGUUGCGCGGGAGCUGGUCUGUCAUACGUCCCCCUGAUCGCGCCUUCUACACCCGAGGCCCGAAUGAAGACGCUCUGCUCCAUUGCCGACUCUUUUAUCUACCUAGUCUCGAGAAUGGGUGUCACGGGUGCCACAGGGUCCUUGAAUACGAACCUCCCCGAGCUGAUGCAAAAGGUCAAGGACUUGUCCGGGAACGUCCCCAUCGCGGUCGGCUUUGGGAUUAGUACGCGCGAGCACUUCCUCAGCGUCACAUCCAUUGCGGACGGCGCUGUCAUCGGAAGCGAGAUUAUCACGCAGUUGUCGAAUACUGCGCCCGGACAAGGAGCGCAGGUCAUCCAGGAGUAUUGCUCUGGAAUCACAGGGCGCAGUGUCUCAAGAUCAGCAGCGACUGGACAAAUUCCUGAACCCAAGAGCCAAAGCGCGACGAAUGAAGCGAACGAGGAACCUCCAUCCAUCAGCGACACAACCGGGCGCUUCGGUGACUUCGGCGGUCAAUAUAUUCCCGAGGCGUUGACGAAAUGCAUCAGCGAGCUGGAAGUUGGGUUCAAAGAGGCCGUGAACGAUCCUGCCUUCUGGGAGGAAUAUCGCUCGUUCUACCCGUACAUGGGGCGUCCGUCUAGUCUGCAUCUCGCGAACCGAUUGAGCGAGUAUGCCGGCGGGGCAAAUAUCUGGCUGAAGCGAGAAGACCUGAAUCAUACUGGCUCACAUAAAAUUAAUAACGCGAUCGGGCAGAUCCUCGUCGCUCGUCGGUUGGGUAAGACGGAAAUCAUCGCGGAGACAGGCGCAGGGCAACACGGCGUUGCGACCGCCACGGUCUGCGCAAAACUAGGCAUGAAGUGUACGAUUUACAUGGGCGCCGAGGACGUCCGGAGACAGGCACUCAAUGUCUUCAGGAUCCGAUUGCUCGGUGCCGAGGUGAUCCCUGUCGAGGCAGGAGCGCGAACCCUUCGUGACGCGGUCAACGAGGCGUUCCGCGCUUGGAUCGUUCGACUGGAUACCACGCACUACAUCAUUGGGUCGACGAUCGGGCCGCAUCCGUUCCCGACGAUGGUGAGGACGUUCCAGUCGGUUAUUGGCAAGGAGACGAAAGAGCAGUUAGGCCGGGAGAUUGGAAAACUGCCCGACGCGGUGGUUGCCUGCGUGGGAGGCGGUUCCAACGCUGCGGGCAUGUUCUAUCCUUUCUCCGAUGAUCCGUCGGUUCAGUUAUUUGGCGUUGAGGCCGGUGGAGAUGGCAAGGAGAAGCACUCUGCGACGUUGAGCGGCGGCUCGGUUGGUGUUUUGCACGGCGUGAAAACCUAUGUGCUUCAAAACCAGCAUGGCCAGAUCUCCGAGACACACUCGGUGUCCGCAGGAUUGGAUUAUCCUGGCGUUGGGCCUGAGUUGGCGAGUUGGAAGUACGCGAACCGAGCGACGUUUCUGGCAGCGACCGAUGCCAAUGCGUUCGAGGGAUUCCGCUUAUUGUCCCAGCUGGAGGGUAUCAUUCCUGCGUUGGAAUCCUCGCAUGCAGUUUGGGGAGUGAUUCGGGUUGCACGUAAACUGGGCAAGGGCAAAGAUGUCGUCUUGUGUGUGAGUGGACGCGGCGAUAAAGACGUGCAAACCGUGGCGGAAGAGUUGCCUAGAUUGGGACCCCAGAUUGAAUGGGAUUUACGGUUUUAAAUAGACACAUCGAAGGG